This is a messenger RNA of Haplochromis burtoni (Burton's mouthbrooder), 5443 nucleotides long. Its product is annotated as vang-like protein 2. Gene Ontology annotation, biological process: Wnt signaling pathway, planar cell polarity pathway; multicellular organism development; establishment of planar polarity. Bases 523 to 2055 code for a protein of 510 amino acids. Gene Ontology annotation, cellular component: plasma membrane. Lineage: Eukaryota; Metazoa; Chordata; Actinopteri; Cichliformes; Cichlidae. The transcript has 8 exons. The record is from RefSeq and is a predicted model, not a curated record.
AAAAAAAAAAAGAAGGAAAAAACAACCAAUUUAAUUGAACUUGAUCAGUUUUGUCAGGACGAGUGGUCAAAUAACAAACCAGAAUUAUGGCAGAAGCUUAAUUCUGGUUAAUGGCUAUCAAAAGUGUCUGGUUGAGGUCCAGCUUGCUAAGGGACAUUUAACCAAAUAUUAGUGAGGUGUGUGUGUGUAUAUUUGAGUUUGUGUGGAUUAGCACAAAAGUCUAAAAUAAAUUGUUUUCUUAAGCCACUAAAGAUGUUUGUUGUAUAAUGAUUCCAGCCUGGAAAAAUAACAGUUAAAAAACCCUUUAAAAGCCCAAAAUUACCAUGACAUUCAUGCCCACGAUGAGUGUAUGUAAACUUCUGACCACAACUGUGUGUUCUUCUAUCACAAAGAUUCACCACAGCAACUUUGACAAUCUGCUAAGACAAUAAAUAAAAAUUGGAUAACUAAUAGCAGAUUGUGUCAUGGUGUAACAUCAUCACAUCAUUCGAUGCGUCUGUGACUAAUGUAGCCCUUUAUGAUAUGAUGCAUAAUUUCUUUGUCUUCAGGGAUCGGCGGGACCGUCACCGCUCCAAGAGCCGAGACAGCAGCAGUCGUGGAGACAAAUCGGUCACCAUCCAAACACCCGGAGAGCCGCUUCUCGAUGCAGAGUCGACCCGCGGAGAUGACCGGGAUGACAACUGGGGAGAGACCACCACUGUGGUCACUGGCACCUCAGAGCACAGCAUCUCGAACGAGGAUCUGACCCGCGUCACCAAAGAUUUGGAGGAGUCAACUCCACUGGAGUGCAAGCGUUUUGUGGGUCCGGCGUUGGGAGGCUGCCUGAGCUUCUUUGCUCUGGUCACGCCAUUAGCCUUCCUCAUCCUGCCGCAGGUCUUGUGGCGUGACGCCCUCGAGCCUUGCGGCACGCCCUGCGAGGGCCUCUACGUCUCCCUGGCCUUCAAGCUCUUGGUCCUGCUCAUCUCCUCCUGGGCUCUGUUCCUCCGCCCUCCCCGCGCCACCCUCCCACGCUUUUUUGUCUUCCGCUGCCUCCUGAUGGUGCUGGUGUUCCUGUUUGUGGCGUCGUACUGGUUGUUCUACGGCGUGCGUGUGUUGGAGCCCAGAGAACGGGACUAUAGGGGGAUUGUGGAGUAUGCUGCCUCGCUGGUGGAUGCUCUGCUCUUCAUCCAGUACCUGGCUCUGGUGCUUCUGGAAGUCCGACACCUUCAGCCAGCCUUCUGCCUUAAGGUGGUGCGGAGCACAGAUGGUGCCAGCAAGUUCUACAACGUGGGCCACCUCAGCAUCCAGCGGGCAGCUGUCUGGGUUUUGGACCGUUAUUACAGCGACUUCCCCGUCUAUAACCCAGCUCUCCUCAACCUGCCCAAGUCCAUCCUGUCCAAGAAGAUGACAGGCUUCAAAGUUUACUCUCUGGAUGAAAACACCACCAAUAACUCCACAGGCCAGUCCCGGGCCAUGAUAGCAGCUGCUGCUAGACGGAGAGACAACUCCCACAACGAGUAUUACUACGAGGAGGCUGAGAUGGACCGAAGGAUCCGCAAACGGAAGGCCAGGUUGGUGGUGGCGGUGGAAGAGGCCUUCACGCAUAUCAAGCGCCUCCAAGAGGAAGAGGCGACCUCAUCUCCCAAACACCCCAGAGAGGUAAUGGAUCCUCGAGAGGCAGCCCAAGCCAUCUUUGCCCCGAUGGCCCGGGCCAUGCAGAAGUACCUGAGAACCACACGGCAGCAGGCCUUCCACAGUAUGGAGAGCAUCCUCACACACCUUCAGUUCUGCAUCACGCACAACAUGACACCCAAGGCUUUCCUGGAGCGUUACCUCACCGCCGGCCCCACCAUGCAGUACCAGCAGCAGAACGGUAGGGGGCGCCAGUGGACUCUGGUGAGCGAGGAGCCGGUGACCUCAGCCCUGCGUCAGGGUUUGGUCUUCUCCCUGCGACGCCUGGACUUCUCCCUUGUUGUCACGGUGACGCCGCUCCCCUUCCUGCGGCUCGGGGAGGAGUUCAUCGACCCAAAGAGCCACAAGUUCGUCAUGAGGCUGCAGUCUGAGACCUCGGUGUAAAGGCGUCCAGUAAAACGUCUUCUUUUUCCUACACUUUCCUCUCCCCUCGUGCUAACUCCUCCUGGAUCACUGAUGCGGUGGGACAUGUGGAGGCCAUGUGGUCUAUUCUCGCCCAAUCAUUUCCUCUCUCAUCAACAAACAAACCAUUCAGAGAGGAACAUCUCUGCGGGCCUCAUCCUUCCUGUUUUGUGAUCAUCACAGAUGCUUUGUGUCAGACUGUGAUCAGCUCAACGAUUGUUCAAACCCUGGAAGUAAACAGAUGCCUUGACCUUUUCUUUUCUUGACAAUGUCUUUACGGCACACUGUAAAGUUCUUUCUUCCUCUAAACGGGGACUUUUCCUCCUUUUGCCUCUUCUUUUGCUGUAACCACUGGACUAGUUUACUGUGCUGACUCAACACGUAAACACCAGAGGAAGGGGAUUGCAUCACAUGUGUCACUUCCUCUUAUUUGUGUCUUAAAAUCAGUCCAACUGGAUUUCAGCUCUGACUGCAACGCUGAUGUACCACUGCCCUCUGGUCCCCUGUCAGUCGUUGUGUUUAACAUAAGCAGGACUGUUGUUGUUUUUUUACAUAUAUAUGUUAGAGGAGUGACUUUUUAACUUUCAGAAUGUAGCAUUUUGUGCAGUGAGUUAACAUGUUCUCUCUUGUGGCCUUGAAGGGCCAGUAUGUCCUUUUUUUAAAAAUUUAUGUGACUAUUAAGCAAAAUGGAAGUACAUUCCUAACUCACUGCAACUCCAAACUGUAUGUUCAUGAUUGUUUAAAUAUGCAGCUUUAGUUUAUUUAACACUGGUACUUUUACUAUUGAUGUCACAGUUUUAGCAGGACGUGUUACAGAAUAAAAAUGACAUUUUCACCUGGUAUUAACUGAGAUUCUGAACAUUACUUGCGUGAGGAUCUUAAAGUGUGAGCUUGACGAUGUUCUGAAUUUUUCGUACUGUCAACAAAUCCAGCAAAAAGACCAACAGUGCACUCGUCUCGAGUGUCAUUACUUGGAAUCUAUUCAUUGCUGCUACUUCCUAAGAACAACUCAUACAUGGAUUAUGCUGUUAUUAUUCUUUUUUAACUCAUGGAUACUAUGUUUUUGGAAAUGUUACUCAUGCCUAAGUAGUAAGUGGAUUUACUCAGUGCUAUUUAUAGCUGGUUACUUUUAGAUACAAUUGAGUAUUUUUGGCAGCAGGAUGGCGUGAGUGGAAAAAUAAAUUGCACAGCAAUGGAAAAACUGGAGCCAGUAACAGGCCGAUGCCACUCUUUACAGAGUAAAACAUUUCUAAUAUCACAUAAUGGCUCAUAUUUUCAGAAUAUUACUUAGAUUCUUUAGUAAGUUAUACUCACGCUUUAUGUUCUGUCUGCUAGUCAGUCUCUCCAAUGGACAAACUAAAAAUAUGUCUUGAUAUCAGCUCGUAUCAGAGCAACGUGUAUGCUGAUACUGAAAUAUGUGUCUUAGUGGAUAUUAACCUGAUGUAUUGGCUGUGCUUUAGAGAAAAAAAAACACAUCACGUAGUACAUUGGUGUUCUGGGUGUAGUUUUUGAAUAGACCAGUAAAUUAUAUCAGGGUCUCAGUACCCAUACAAAGCAUGUUUUCUUUUUACUUUUUCUUUCUUUUUUUGGGGGGGGGGGGUUAAUAAUUGACUGGGGGUAUUUUUGGUCUUUUUAUGGCUUUUAUUUGACAAUAUGAAAAACAAGAGUAUUACCAGCCUCACUCUUUAAUGCAAAUGCAAUCUGUGCGUCCGAUAUGUUGAAAUGCUGGUAAAAUCUUUGCAUUUUAAGUGAUAAAAUCUGCAGCUUUUCUGUGACUGACUGGGGGGGAAAAGCAUACUCUGUGCUAAAUUCUAGUUAACUGUUUGUGCGACCAUGUUUUAAGAGUUUCCUUAACAGAUACUGACAGAGUUGCUGCAUUAUUGAAGGUAUAUUUAGAUUCUGCGGAAGAAGUUCCGCCUGCACACUAACUCUAAGCCACCCUAAUAAUCAGAUAACAGCAUUUUGAGUCACUGUGUGCAGGCGCUCAUCUGUCAUAAAACUUCAGUCCAUCGGAAAAUGCCCUGAUUAUUAAUAUUGGAAGCGAAAUAAUAUGGUGUAUCGUUACAGUGUAAUACCAGGUGUAAAUGUAGUCAGUCUCACACUUCUUACACAAUUAAAUGAAUCCAGAUGUGGCAGCUGUAGUUUAACUAUGAGCUAGCUUAUUGUGGUUUAAUGUUUGUUUGUUUUUUCUUACAUGCAUAUCUACAAGAAUCCCAAACCAGACAUGUGAUUGUAACUCCUCUCUGCAGGUCCUCUGCAGCAGUAGCUUAUCACCGCCUCGCCUUGUGCCACGAGCUGAAACGGGCACAGUGAACAUGCUGCCUAUGACCUUUCCUCAGCCUUAGUUUCCAGAUGUGCAGGAGCAGCAGACUCUGACUCCCCCACCCCUUCGUCUGCAGGUCCCGAUACUUAACCCGAUGUUUCCACCCCACAUGCUGAGCCACAGAAACAGACAAAAGCAGGCUGACUGUUUUUGUCAAAUGCGGUUUUAAAAAGUCCUUCACAUUUCUGAAAAAUGAAACAAACAAACACCAGGUCCGAUUUGUUCGAUAUUUCAUCUGAUUUUUGUAAAAAAACAAACAAAAAAAAAACAAAUGAACAAAAGAAUGCAUGCAUAGAUUUAUUUUGGGCUCCAAAUCCUUUUUAUAAUAAGUUGUUUUCUAUCAUUUUUACGGUGCCUAAGUUAUGAUGAUGCAAUUUUCAGAAUGUAAAAAAAAAAUUGUAGAUCUGUGUUGUAUUUUGUUCUUUUUGGUAACUGUAGCUUGUAUAGUGUGCUAGGCUUUUUCCAUUAUUAAACCAUUUAUUACUUACAAGUCUCCUUGUUUCUUAACUUGCAGCAUGGGGAACUUUAGUCUGUAAAGCAAAACAUGUGAAUGAAGCUAAGAAGCAAAAGGAGCUGAGACUUCUCUUUUUAAUGUGGUUGAAGAAAAUUAAUAUCUGCAUUUGAUCAUUUUGGUUUGCUUUAAUAAGAAUUUGUUCUUGAAUGCUGUUACCCAAAGCCGAUUUGGGCCUUUGGACGUGAACAAUUUUCACCAGUUUUUCACAAGACUUUUAGAGGAACUUCUGUCAAGUUGGGGGAUGGCAGUGUGGUAGGCGUGUGGUUUCAUAGCUUCAAAACGGACAGAGAGCCACUGACUUCCUGUUUGCUGCUUCUCAUCUCUGUGAGUAUAAGACAUCUCGCUGACACCCUACAAGGGGAAAAACAAAGCAGAUCAACCAUCUUAUCUUCAGCCCACCUGACCGCAUUGAAGGCAUGGAUAUAUGUUUUAUCCUGGAUGGUAUUCUCAUCCUAUAUGGCAUCAUCCUCACCGUGCUGUACUGCAGACUGAGGAUGCGUCCGUCCAGCAGCUCAUCUGGCAGUUACCCAGAG